UACAUUAAUCAUGCAUGUCUUUCCACAGAUAAGCCACAAUGGGUGCUUACAAGUACAUCCAAGAGUUAUGGAGGAAGAAACAGUCAGAUGUGAUGCGUUUCCUCUUGCGUGUCCGAUGCUGGCAGUAUCGCCAGUUGUCUGCCCUCCAUCGAGCUCCACGACCUACCAGGCCAGACAAAGCUCGCAGACUGGGGUAUAAGGCUAAACAAGGUUAUGUCAUCUACCGCAUUCGUGUUCGCCGUGGUGGCCGUAAACGUCCAGUACCUAAGGGUGCUACGUAUGGUAAACCUGUGCAUCAUGGUGUCAAUCAGCUUAAAUUUGCCCGGAGUUUGCAGUCUGUAGCAGAAGAGCGCGCAGGUCGCCACUGUGGAGCUUUGAGAGUACUAAACUCCUACUGGGUGGGUGAAGACUCCACAUACAAAUUCUUUGAGGUCAUUCUGAUUGACCCCUUCCACAAGGCUAUCAGGCGCAAUCCUGACACCCAAUGGAUCACCAAGCCAGUCCACAAGCACAGAGAGAUGCGUGGGUUGACCUCUGCGGGCAGGAAGAGCCGUGGCCUUGGAAAAGGCCACAAAUUCCAUCAUACCAUUGGUGGUUCCCGCCGUGCUGCCUGGAGACGACGCAACACCUUGCAGCUUCACCGUUACCGCUGAGUCUUUUGUUUGUAAAUUUCCUAUUCUAAUAAAGCUGACCAGAGGCUUUACAUUCCCA
Gekko japonicus is the source of this 711-nucleotide messenger RNA. It is a transcript of the gene RPL15, whose product is annotated as ribosomal protein L15. The transcript has 3 exons. Gene Ontology annotation, biological process: cytoplasmic translation. Bases 39 to 653 code for a protein of 204 amino acids. NCBI's taxonomy places the organism in Eukaryota, Metazoa, Chordata, Lepidosauria, Squamata, Gekkonidae. Gene Ontology annotation, molecular function: structural constituent of ribosome; RNA binding. The record is from RefSeq and is a predicted model, not a curated record. Gene Ontology annotation, cellular component: ribosome; cytosolic large ribosomal subunit.